UAAUAAAAAUAAAUUUAUAAAAUGGCGGAUAUUUCCAAGUGACGUAUGUGUUGUGUUUAUGAAGUUAGAAGAUAAAUUUUACAAAGUGCUGUGAAUAAUUAUUGAAAUAAGAAUUUUUGGACAGGGAUAUUACGGAAUUACCAACAGUAAAUUUGAUAAUGCGGUACACUUGAGGUGUCGAGGUUGUGGUUGAACGGGAUGAAUUCGGACGUACACCGGCACCAGGCACAUCCGCCGCUGGCACAGCACAGUGUACAUGGUGCGCAGAGCGUGGGCCCCUGCGGCUGGUACACCGCGUCGGCAGCGCCCGCGCCCACCGCGCCCGCCCGCCUGAAACGAGCACCACCACCGCUUCAGCUACCCUCGGGUGGGGGAGUCAGCGGAAGCAAUGGUCCUCACGCACCUCUCUCGCCGUCAGCUUUGCAGAACAAUUCCGUCGCUCAUAACAACGUGAUGUCGUCGUCGGUGCGUGCGGCUGCGCCCAGCGGCCCCGCGCCCGCCAUGCACACCUCGCAGACCAACGCGGUUGUCCCCAAGGGGGCUAGCGAUGUGCUGGUAAACUCAUCUGCUCAAAACCCACCGUCUGCGGCUGCCAGACUCGCCAACAAAGCGCACUGGCCAUGGCACCACGGCGCUAUAUCGCGGGAGCGCGCCGAGGCGCUGCUGUCGGGCUCGCCGGACGGCGUGUUCCUCGUGCGCGAGAGCACCAACUUCCCGGGCGACCACACGCUCUGCGUGCGCUUCCGAGGACGUGUGGAGCACUACCGAGUAAAAUGGGCGACAGCACCGGACACGCAGAACCAACGUCUCACAAUCGACGACGAAGAGUUCUUUGACAACAUGAUGGAUUUAAUCCAGCAUUACCUGAAGGACGCCGACGGUCUUUGCACGAAGCUGGAGCGGUGGCUCCCGAAGGCGUCUCCCAAUGGUGCCAACAACAAUAACGUUCUGCAGACGUUCUCACCUCUUCCACAGCAGCCCCCGCCGUACCCCCCAACUCCGAGCGUGUCGAGCGCGCUAAGUUCGGGACACUUCCAACACGCGUUCGCGCAUCUCUCGGCCGACCAAACGGACAGCGCGCAGAAGUUUGUCGAUGCGCGUUGGAUAAUAGCGGAACGGGAUUUAGAAAUCCGUGAAAACAUCGGCAAAGGCGAGUUUGGUGACGUCAUGCUCGGCAUAUUGAACGGCACUCAGAAGGUUGCUGUCAAGAUACUAAAAGACCGGGAGGCGGCUAGCAAAUUUAGAGCAGAGGCAAGCGUUAUGGCUUCUUUGAAACACGAGAACUUGGUGCGGCUGCUCGGCUGCGUGGUGUUCAGCUCCAACGGCAGCACGUGCAUCGUGACGGAGCACUGCGCGCAGGGCUCGCUGCUCGACUACCUGCGCAGCCGCGGCCGGCACUACGUCACGCAGCUCAACCAGAUCAACUUCGCCUACGACGCGUGCUGCGGCAUGGAGUACCUGGAGCGGCAGCGCGUGGUGCACCGCGACCUGGCGGCGCGGAACGUGCUCAUCUCCGCCGAGGGCACGGCCAAGGUGGCGGACUUCGGGCUCGCACGCACCGACGCCGCGCCCGACGACCCCGCCGACGCGCUGCGCGUGCAGGCCAAGCUGCCCAUCAAGUGGACCGCCCCCGAGGCGCUCAAGUACAACAAAUUUUCAAAUAAGUCUGACAUGUGGAGCUUUGGUAUACUGCUUUGGGAGAUUUACUCAUUUGGAAGAGUGCCAUAUCCCAGAAUUCCGCUGGCGGAGGUGGUGCGGCACGUGGAGCGCGGCUACCGCAUGGAGGCGCCGGAGGGCUGCCCGGCCGGCCCCUACGACGUGAUGCGCGCCGCGUGGCACGCCGACCCCGCGCAGCGCCCCACCUUCGCGCACACGCGCCUGCGCCUCGCCGCCAUCCGCGACGCCGCGCACGCGCUGCAGUGAACAGCCGGCUGCGACUGUGGCGGAAAUUAAAUACAUAAUAUAUUAGACUUUAUAAUAAUGUCUAGUGGGCAAUAUGAAGAUGCAAACUGUAUUUUAUUAUAAACGAUUUUAAUAUUUUAAUGUCUCAUGUAAGUCCUAAAUUAUUUUGGUAAAGUUUAAAUACACUUCCUCACUAAAGAAGUAACCAUAGAGUAUAGUGACAUUUGUGUGUAUAGAAGUUAUUGUAAAGUGUAUCGUCGUUCUCGCGGGGCUUUUAGUGGUAGCUUCAUGUUUUAUUUAGGAACAAAGCUUUAUUUUAUUUUCUGUUUUUUUUUUUUUGUUAUUUAAAAAAUGUUAUUACAAAAAUUCGCUAAGCACAAAUUUUAAAAUGCACAAUAUUUUAGCUGUUUCUUCAAACUAUCAUAAUAAAAUAAUGAAUUAUAAUAUAAUCGGAAUUACAUUACUAAGGUUGAUGUCCAUUUGAUUGUUUUCACUGAUUUGUGUAAUUUGUGAUAUUUGUGUACCUAUAAACUUCACUGUUAGCUUGUAAUAAUGAUAAUUAGCACAUAUUUGCACUAAAAGCCCUAUUCAAAUUUUUAAGGCCUAUAUAUAAUGAUGUUAAAGUGCUUGUGAAAUUGCCAGUGUGACGACGUGACCGUAUGUCGGUACAUUAGUACUGUCUAGUCAAAUAACAUUUGUAGUUUUGUUUGUAUCAUAUAUUAUUUUUCCAUUUUAUUUAAAAAAAAAAAACAAUUUUAUGGUGACUGAUCGCAUACAUGUAAACGUGAAUAUAGAAAAAGCUAUAUUGGUUAAUUAAUUAUUUUCUAUUUGCUACAAAUUAAUGUUAAAGAGUUAUGUUAAGUUAUGGAGAGUGUUUGUGCAUGAAUACAACGGAGAUGUUUAUAUGCAACUUAACCAUUGACCUAUAAUAAAAGGAUGCACAAUCAUGUAGAAAAUUUCACUUAAAAACUGGCCAAUUUUGCUUUGACAGUUUUAGAAUUAUUUUUAAAGAAAAUUAUACCUAAAGGCCUUUAAAUAUAGUCCAAUAUUCAAUAAAAUCUCAAAUUCAAGCUUAAGUAUUGAGUUUAAGGUUGAAUUAGCAAAUGCGACUACUUGAAUUGAGUGCCAAGAAGUUGUGUUUGGCACUCAUUGAGGGACGUUUUUUGGUCGCUGAUUGUGCAUCCACUUUAUAAUAGGAGAUCGAUGAACUUAACACUGCCUAAAACUUUAUAGUUCGGUCAAAAUAGCACACUUACAUUUUAAAUUCUUUACCUGGAUGCUAGCGAGACACUGUAGAGACCGGUUAAGUAAACCGGACUACUUAACUGAGAAACUAGAAUAAUAAUAUCAUGCAAUAUAAAUUGUAUAUUUUAAUUGUAUUAUGAUAUACAAGUAAAAUAUACAAAUAUCUUUGUGAGGUAUUUCUAAAUUUUACUCUUUAGGUAUUUUUUAUCAUGGUAAUUUAACUAAAAAUGCGCCCUUUUAAGACAAAUUUUAACAUUGUGUUAUUACUAAACUUUUAAAAUAUUGAUUCAUUCCUUUACAUAAUUAGUGUUAAAGUCUGAUGUAUGUGCGUGCUAAGUUGAUAUUUUUUAAAGAUAAAUAUGAUUACAAAAUUUUUAUGUAAAAUGUAUGUAUACUCAGAGGCACAAUUAUCCGCCCACUUUAAUAUACUCGCGUUAUAUUAAAGUGUGCCUCCUGAGUAUAUAAUAAAACCUCUUAAUGAAGUAGCUUGCGCGAUGUCAGUAGGCGUAAGAUGAUGAGAUAUCUCGUGAUGACAAAAAGCGGUGGGAGGCUUUGGCUAUGGCUAGUUACCACCCUACCAGCAAAGACGUACCGCCAAACGAUUUAGCAUUCCGGUACGAUGUCGUGUAGAAACAGAAAUGGGUGUGGGUUUUCAUCCUACGCCUAACAAGUUAUCCCGCUUCCAUAUUAGAUUGCGUCAUCAGCUGAGAUUGCAGUAAAGAACUAACUUGUAAAGAAUAAAAUGAAAAAAAUAGUGGGUCAUCAGAAAUAUCGCUCCCACUUUUGUUACGAAAGAGAGCGAUAAAUUCGAUUUAGCCGCUAUUGGUCGAUGUUUUUUUAUCUCUUCACGAUAUAUGUCGUUAACGCAUCUAGGCCUACUAAUAUGUGGUUUGGUUACAGUGUUCCGCAAACUUUGAUUAACACCUACGAAAUUUAGACUUUUUUUAUGAUGUAGGUCUGAACCUACAUCAUAAAAAAACAAUGCUUGUUUUAUAUUUAUUUAUUGUUUAAAUGAACAUUAUAUAAAAAUAUAUUUUAUGUGAAAGUUUAAGUCGAUUAGCUUUGAAUAAAUAUGGCUAUGAUUACCUACAAAAUCUUUCUAUAACUUAUGUGACCACAAAAUGCUAAAUUUCCGCGGCUCGCUUUAUUUCUUUUUUUAUAUUCUUUACAAGUUAGCCCUUGACUACAAUCUCACCUGAUGGUAAGUGAUGAUGCAGUCUAAGAUUGAAGCGGGCUAACUUGUUAGGAGGAGGAUCAAAAUCCACACCCCAUAUGGUUUCUACACGGCAUCGUACCGGAACGCUAAAUCGCUUGGCGGUUCGUCUUUGCCGCUAGGUAACUAGUCACGGCCGAAGCCUCCCACCAGCCAGACCUCGACAAAUUAAGAAAAUCUCAAUCUGCCCAGCCGGGGAUCGAACCUAGGACCUCCGUCUUCUAAAUCCACCGCGCAUACCACUGCGCCACGGAGGCCGUCAAAAACGCUCGGAAUACUGACCUAUCGAUAGGGGUAUAUUGAAAUUCGACAAACUAUGUCUGUUUUAAUCGAUUAGUGUGUUUUUUAUGAGGAAAUAAUGUUCAAUUUAGUUUAACCGCCUCGAUGGCGACACACGCACAUAAUUUUUUUGUGCAUACAUUUCGAAUGAUGCAAUUUUCAUUCCGCUCCUUUUGUAAUAAAUAUUGAAGUUGAAAAAAAAACAACAAUUUUCGAUGUUCACGUAUUUAAUAUAUAUAGAUUAUUAUUAAUAUAAGCCCCCAUAUUUAUGAACAUGGACUUUUGGAUUUAAAGUAAAGUGGGCCUUAUUGACUACUGUUAUAUAAAGUUCACUUUGCAUUGAAGAAAUUUGAGGUAUAAAUGCUAAUCCAUGUUUAUGAGUAGGGUCGAAGUAGUGUUUAGUCAAAGUAAGAAAAAAAGUUGUUUGACCAACUGACAGGUUGUGUGCUAAAAUUUAGUAAUUACCGCAUGGUAAUAUAAAAUCAUUAUGCGAUUAUUGUUUAAAUUAAUUGCGCUUGUAUGUUUAAUGUGAAAAGAUAUAUAUAAACAUGACAAGGCGAAGGGAGAGAAUAAUGUUAUGAAUCUCACAUGGGAUUGUGUAAGAAAUUAUUAUCGGAAGUUGUCUGAAGUAUUCUAUGCUUGUAUUUUAAAAAAAUAAUAAUAAAAUGUAUGUUUUUGACAGCACCAAUGCUAUACUGGAGUUUACUUCUUUAUAUUAUUUUCAAUUUGAUAACACUUAUAUGUAUUAUGGUUAAAUAUAGCUUUUUAUUAGGUACAUGAAAUCUGAAAACAAUACAACUAUUUCUCAACACUUAAUUUUAUUUGCUAUCUUAGGUACAGGCUAUAAAUGAAAAUCUAAUCUAAAGGAGUAAACAAAAAUAUUAUAUGUAGUUCUCAUCAAAUAACUUGGCCACUCUGAAAUUGGUGCAAAUUGCUUUGUUUGAAACUGUUGUCAAACAUUGCAUAAUGAAAAAGUCGCAGCUCGUUUAGAGUUUCUACCAGUUCUAUAGAGCCUUGGAAACUAUCAUUCAUUUUCUCCAAUCAAACGUGUUUGUCAAAUAAUCUGAUAAUUAGCGGAUUUUUAUAACGAUCAUUAUCAAACUCUGCUUGACGAAAAUGUCAAUUUUGACAAGCAAGUUUGUCAAAUGUUUGAUAGUUUCCAAUGCCCUAAUAAUCCAGUGCAAAUAUCACCGUACAAAUAGCCUGCUAUAAACUUACAAAUAAUACUAUACUAGGAACCGCUGAACUCCUUCUGUAUGCAGGCUUAAUGACGUACAUAUAACUCGUGCGCAUUAACUUGACGCCUGGUUACCACUGAACAAACGCAGUACAAACAUCAUUCGAGUUAGGUGUCAAGUUAAUCCGCACAAGCUGUACUAAGUGUUUCUUUACAAUACAAGCAUAGUCACUGACGUCGACGCGAACCCAUUGAUAUUUUAAGAUAUUUUAAUGACAGCCGGCUACACAAAUGUUGUAGGUACGCGUUAAUUUUUUUCUUAUGCAAUAUUAGUUGUAAGUGUUACAUUGUUUUUUACGAUUUAUUUAUAAAUUUCUUAAAAUUGAUUAUUAAUUCGAGCCGAAUACGGUCUAUUGGCGGGUCGCGAUUCAUUAUAAUAUAUAAUAAUGUAUGCCUUUUAUCCCUCUCUCUUUAUAAAUCUGUCUGUUAGAUAAAUGAAUUCUUAGUGAAAUUUUCCUAAAAAAAAUUAUGUAAUGAUAUGAAAUAAAAUUACCUAAUUUUUCAAUUUCCGAGCCACAACUAAUAUGAAAUUGCUUAUGAUAAAAUGUAUAAGACUGCAUGUUACACGAUAUAAAAUAUUUAUCAUGGGGAAUGUAAGUAGUAUAACAGUAUUUUUAUUAACUCUUAUUUUUGCACUCGCUAAUAGAUCCCUCCGACUCUUCAUUACAUUUGUGUGCUCACUGAGGAACCAAGUUUCCUUUGUGACUUCUGAUGUAUUUUCCUUCAUCAUAAGCACGCCACGCUAUUAACUUUUUUUUUUCGAAAAUGGCGGCAUUAGUGAUUUUGAGGCCCGGCCGGAUACUAGACGUGCAACAUAACUUGUUCACCAAAAUAUUGUUGCUUAGCAACCAUGCCAAGACUCGGGCCUUGCCCUUCUAUGGUCGCCAUUGCUUCGCGAUACGUUUACCUAUAAUGCUGUUUAAGAAACAGUUUAUUCUGGAAAAUCUGCCCCCCUAGCCAAGUGGCACGUCGAUUCUCUUUCUACGAUCGUUAACGCUUCGAAAACUAGAAAAAUGUAUGGGAAUGACAUAUCUUGACCACGUGACCUGUCGAUAGCAAAUGUCAUUCCCAUAUAUCUUUCUAUCGAAGCGUUUGCGAUCGUAGAAAAAGAAUCGACGUGCCACUUGGCUAGGGUGGCUAAUCAUAAAUAAUGUUCAUUAGUGAAUACAUAGCGUUAGAGUCAUUUUUACCAAAGUAAUUUCAGUUAGCGAAAGUAUAACAUUAUUUUUGCAGUCUUCCUUUUUUAUUUUUUAAUAUUUUGUAAUGAAUAAUAUUUCGGUAAUUUGUACUUUAGUAUAAUAUGAUUAUUGUAUCUAUAAAACGUUGUAUGUAUACAUAUAGUCCAAAGGUUCGUUUUAUUAACCCUAACGACUGAAAUGUGCAGCUGUAAUAGUAUUCCGUGAUUUUAUAUUUUUAAAGGUGUAAAAGUGAAAAAUCUCGUUUUGUUUUUGUUUAUUUUUAAAUUGUAUUAUUUUUAAAAAUGUAAAUACGUGUAACAUUAAGGGAUAAAUGUAUUAUAAGAAACUAUAAAUACA
Messenger RNA from Bicyclus anynana (squinting bush brown), 7411 nucleotides. RefSeq names its product tyrosine-protein kinase CSK (gene Csk). Lineage: Eukaryota; Metazoa; Arthropoda; Insecta; Lepidoptera; Nymphalidae. The transcript is spliced from 15 exons. The record is from RefSeq and is a predicted model, not a curated record. Gene Ontology annotation, molecular function: protein tyrosine kinase activity; ATP binding. The coding region runs from base 199 to 1923 and encodes 574 amino acids. Gene Ontology annotation, biological process: protein phosphorylation.